UCGAGCCGGGUCCAGGGUCAGAUGGGCCAUUUUGCUCUCAAUGCGAGGCUUGCGAUUAUUCUCACUUCCAUGCACCAUCCAUCGACCUGCACUGAAUAGACUUUCCUUCUAGACUAUCUCCUUCGUCACCGGUCGUCCUGCGAUUUUACCCUGGUCGAUUCGAUAACUAGAAUCCCAACAGCCAACCAUUUCGAUCGUCGAUCCGCUUUCCAAUCUUGACAUUCGACCGCUGCAAACCACAACUCGACGAUGUGUAAUUACUAGGACUCUUCACUCGACGACUGCACCCUCGACUUACUGUCCUCUAUCUACCGCCGCCGCAUCGCAAAUCGCAUGACCCGACAGCCCAAACCUGCUUCAUCCUCUACCACCACUGCCUCUCGACCAACGACAUCCGCAGCAAGCACUGUGCAGAUCGGUAGUCGCAAGGCCACCAACUCGACGACGAUGGCCUCAUCACAAUCUUCCUCCUCAUCCUCGCCCUUCCAGUCCCUCACGAAGUGGCUCUCGUUGAAGCUCUACCAAGUGGAGGUGACGUUUAGCGUCUACAUCUUCACGCCGCUGGAAAAGUUCAUCUUCUGGUCCUUCGUCUUCCUCCUCUUCUCCCUGACCGCCAUCGCCACGAUCCUCUACCUGCCCCACCACAUCAUGUUCCUCGCCGGCCGCGCCUGGUUCUACAUCCACGGCGACUCGGCCGUCGAGGCCGCCCGCGAGACCGCCCGCUCCCUCGCCGAGAAGGCCGCCGGUGCCGCGGCUGCUGCCACCACGACGCCCGUCGCCCAGGCCAUCGCCACCGAGAUGGCACAGGCGUUUGCCGAGGGCGCCGGGGCAGCCAGGGCCGAGCUGUAGGGUGGCUUUGCUUCUUGUGUUUGGGUAGUUGCGUGAAAAAGGGGCACCUUCCCCGGGUCCUGCACUAGGUCGGCGGAUGGCCUGGGGUGUCUGCCCCAGGGGGCUCGACGGACCACCUAGGCUUCAUGGUGAUUACCUGAUAGGGGAACGGUCGGGGCUGGUGCGAGAGAACAUGGCCUGCCCAUGUCGAAUCCUCUGUCUUGGACUUGUAUACAUACUCUUAGAGAUGGGUUCAAGCCGUGAGUCCUCUUCUUGAUGUCUCACGAAUACAAUAUUUGCAGCUAGAGCAGAUCGCAAUUCUGCAUAGCAUAGCAUGUCAUGAUAUAGAUACGUUACUUAAUGUUUAGACUGUGGUCUCAGGACCAUUAUGAAAGGAAAGCUACAAUGCUCUUGUUCUCAG
Messenger RNA from Diaporthe batatas, 1249 nucleotides. RefSeq lists its product as uncharacterized. The transcript has 2 exons. NCBI's taxonomy places the organism in Eukaryota, Fungi, Ascomycota, Sordariomycetes, Diaporthales, Diaporthaceae. The record is from RefSeq and is a predicted model, not a curated record. The coding region runs from base 334 to 849 and encodes 171 amino acids.